Messenger RNA from Amphimedon queenslandica, 2966 nucleotides. RefSeq lists its product as uncharacterized. The record is from RefSeq and is a predicted model, not a curated record. Gene Ontology annotation, molecular function: ubiquitin protein ligase activity. Gene Ontology annotation, cellular component: Golgi membrane; nucleus; cytoplasm. Gene Ontology annotation, biological process: Golgi organization; ubiquitin-dependent protein catabolic process; membrane fusion. Lineage: Eukaryota; Metazoa; Porifera; Demospongiae; Haplosclerida; Niphatidae. The transcript is spliced from 8 exons. The coding region runs from base 470 to 2860 and encodes 796 amino acids.
AAGCCAAAUGUUUCAAAAUUGAUCUGAAUUGGUGCAUCGAUAAAUAUACCUCACUUGGGGCGUUGUGAUACCAUUUUUGGGGCCCAUAUAAAUACUUUACCGGCCGAUAUAUACACUACCGGCCAUUAUUAUACUUUGCCGGCCCAUAAAACCAUUCACCGGCCCUUAAAACAGCUAGAAGUCGGUGGGAUAAAUAAGCAGCAGCAGCACUCUAGUUGACCCCCAGUUACAAUUUACCACCCCAAGAAUGAACAGCCAGGGGCCCCAGUUACAAUUUACCGCCCCAUGAAUGGAGAGCCAGGGGCCCCAGUUAUAAUUUACUGCCCCAUGAUUCGAGAGCCAGGGCCUAGGGGGCCCCGAACAAUUUUUUAAAUAAAACGGAUAAUAAACGGACCAUAAAAGGGCGUGGCCCACCACGCCCAUAAGGCAUGCUUAAUCACGUGACAAAGAACUUAAAGAAGAGGCAAUAAUGGCGAAUGGGACUGAGGCUCGGACUGAGGAGAUUGUGGAUUUGACAGUUAUCAAUCAAGAUAAUAAGCGAGAAGAGACAGCAAAAGCAUUAGAAGUAGCUGGAGUAUCACAUUUACUUGAGAAAUUCAUUUCAGAAAAGGUCACUGUGGAUUUGAUACCGUUACUCGAAGACAAGCAGUUAGAAUCACUAGGGGUAAUUCACAUUGGUCAACAAGUGGUGCUUAGAAAUUAUUGCAAAAAGAAGAAAGUUCAAAGUGACGUAAACAGUGAAACUAAGAAGAUUUUUUCAGGUGCUUCUUCAUCAUCAAGCUGCAGCCAUUUAAGUUUACAAAGCACCAUUUCUAAAGCGACCAAGCUCAUCGAAGAGCUUAAGAGUAACCCAUCAGCUCGUACAGUCCGACAUACUAAGAAGCGUAAGAGAGGUGGAGGAGGUUCUUCACAACAGUUUCAAAGGAACCUCAUAAUUAUAGAUUAUCAAGACCAAGAUGAGGAUACUAUUUCAACCUUGCGAGACUAUGAAAAGAUCUAUGAAGGUGCAAUUAUUCUCAAUAGUGAUAUGUCCGAAGACGACAUUCGUAGGGAAAUAGUAUCUCUUUUAAAGUCUAAAAAAACAAUGUUCCACGUAUUUGAUGGAAUAACUGGAGAGGAUAUACAAUUUGUGAAGUGUGCAAAUAGACGUGUUAGAGUGCCUGAUGGAAAAUAUAUUGUCGAUGGAAAUGGAAUAAAAGCCAUGUAUAGAAAUGGUGCUGUUUAUGUCAGACUAACACGCUCAUUUUCCAUGUUGGAUAUUCCAGUCAAGUUUCCUAAGGCUUCAAGUCCUCCAACAGUUACUUUACCACCUCGUGUCAUUUUGCCAAGUAUCACAUGUACCUCCAACGUCACUUUGUCACCAUCAUCGUUCACUGUAGCUAAUGCAAGUGCUACCAUUGCUUCACCACCUGGUAUUGUACCUACUGGUAUUGUAUCGUCUGUGAUGGUACCCAGUACAAUAAAUAAUGUAGGGGUUUCAACUCAUUUGACAGUUUCUACACCCCUUAAUACUGCCACACAUACCUCAAGUUGUGAACAUUCAUUUUCAGAUCCACAGCAAGAAUAUGUCGAUAUUCUUAGUGACAGUGAGGACAUUAUUUUUGAGGACACUAACUGUCAAUUGGCAAUUGAGGAGAGUAUAUCUGCAAGUUCUAAUCCUGCCUGCUCUGAUUUUGAGAGUGUUAGUGACAUGUUACAGUGUCAUAUCAAGAAAGUGUGCUCUGUUGCUAUAAUACCAGAUGAAAGGCAACAAAUUGUGGUACGAAGGAAGCAUAUCUGGAGUGAUGCCAAGCGUGCAUUGAGGAGACCUAGUUUCAACAGUUCUAUUGGUCUUAAUGUUCAGUUUAUCGGAGAGGAUGCUCAUGAUGCUCAUGAUGCUGGAGGGCCUUCAAGGGAGUUCUUCCGACUUGUUUUGAAGCACAUGUGUGAAGAUGGAAAUCUGUUUGCUGGGUCCACUACUGAACGAACGCUAGUGCAUAAUGUUCUUGCUCUGGAGUCAAAAGAUUAUUAUAUUGUUGGUCAACUUAUUUCAUUGUCCUUAAUUUAUGGUGGGCCUGCUCCUCAUUUUUUUUCCCCUUCUGUUGUUGCCUAUCUUCUAAAUGAGCCACUGACUACUAGUAUGGUGAAUGAGAUUGCUGAUAUUGAUUUGCUCUCCUCAAUCAAGAAGUUAAUGGAUACAUCUUGUAAAGAAGAGAUGCAAGAGCUACUUGACUCCGAUAAUUUUUCUUUUCGUUUUGAUGUCGGAGUUAAUGUACCCUCUUGUUCACUGAAUUUUGAAGACAAAGAUCAGAUUGUUCUUGCAUUUAUAAAAAGUCACCUUAUUUACUCUUGUAAAGGAGAAUUAGAUCAACUUAAAGAGGGGUUAGAAUGCUUAGGAGUACUGAAAUUACUACAGGAUUAUCCCAAAUUAAUGCGACCAUUACUCAUGUCGUCCGGAAAGAAGCAAUUAAAUGCAACAGAGCUGCUCAAUUUGUUUACAAUUGUAUGGUCACCUGUAGGAUCUAAUGCAAGAGAGUCUGAAGAAUCAGUGAUUUAUGCAUGGACCAAUUACGUGCAUGAUUGUGCUGGUGCUGGUCAUAAGGUCAAUGAUAAUAUAGUUAUAACUCUAGAGAAAAUAUUAACAUUUAUUUCUGGUUCAGAUACAGUCCCUCCAAUGGGGUUUGAUGGAAUACCACAGAUAUGUUUCACUGGUCCUAUACAUAAUAGUGGGAGGGCUCCUGAUAAUAAGGACAUUCGUCUACCAUCUGCAUCAACAUGUGGGCCCAUACUCUACCUACCAUUAUGCUUGACUGACCCUGAUCUUUUUACAGAAAAGAUGGACACUGCUAUUAUUGGUGCACAGAUAUUUGGUAUUCCUUAAUUAUUUUGCUACUCAACUAUCAUUUGUUUUGUUACUAAUUAGCUUAUAUAGGCUUUCCUACUAUGUAUUUUCACAUUUAUCACUUUUCAUUUAUCACUUCAUUGAU